AUGAUAAAUGAUUUGGGACGAUUCAAACAAGAAAUCUUCACUUCGCAUUUGACAUUUGAUCCGAAUCCACAAUCUGUUGAAGUUGCCACGAAAAAUGUACAGGUGAGGAAACAAUGAAUUUGGUAACGUUUGGGUUUGUAAAAAUUAUCAUUAAAGUUCAGAUAGAAUAUCUGAAAUAUAAUUCGAAGAAACAGUUUUGUAGAAUUUUUAUUACUUACAAGGGAAGUAAAAAGGGUUCUGAAAUUAACUUUUGACAAAAUAUGGUGAAAUAUAGUAAUUCGACCAUGCUGAAAAGUCAAAAGUUGCUAUAACCUACUCUGAGCCAUGUUUUAGAGCUCAGAAACUAAUUCACUUCCCUUGUUAAUAAUUUCCACUGAACAUAAUAUUUUGAAAUUUCCGAUUUUUUUUUACAUCGGACGCUUAAAAGCAUGUUCUAAUAAAUGUAUUUCUAGGUUAAUAUUAUUUCAUAUUCAAAUUUUUUGAACCGAAAUAUAAUUGUAUUUCUAUGAAAAUUAAGACGUUAUAUUUUUACGUGACCCCAACUCAUUUUCGAUUUAUGAAUACUUUCCAGUUUUUAUUAUAGUUCUGUUUUCGUUUCUGUUUUGAAAAAAUGUCUUGCAGAAACAUUUUUGAAGUAUUUAAAUAUAUCAAACCUUUUUCAAGCUAAAGUUUAAUUUUUUUGAGUGGUCCCCAUGGUGAGAUAGGAGUUUUUUUAAUUCUAAGUAUGUUCAAAUAUUUCUGGUAAAUAUAUAUUUUGAAAAGUAUCCAUAUGUUUUUCUCAUUUUCAAACUAAAUUAUUUGACAGAAACUCAAAGAAUCACUCGAUUCAUGGAGAGAUCGAAUUAAAGAAAGACUCGAUGCAAUCGAUGAAUUAUGUAGAGAUGAAGCUGAUACAUUAACUCCUGAACAAUUUGCUGCUUUGAGAGAAAAAAGACGACUUUUGGCCGAUGAAUAUGAAACUGUUUUGAGAAAUGUUGAAAAUAUUCAUACAAGGUUUGUUUAUAAAAUAAAUAAUAUUAACAAAAAUGGUGGAAAUUUUCUAGAAAUUGUCUGCGAUUAAUGUUAAAUCGAUAUGACAAUACAAAAUAAAAAAUAAAUGUUAGUUAACAUUCUUCCAAUUUUUUGGUUAUAUAGUUUUUCAAUGAUUUUAACGACCCCUUUCGAUUAUAUGUAACACUUGUAUUAUGUUACAAUUAAAUAUGUUAAUUUUGUGUCCUCUUCUCAUAUUUUCGAUAUUUCGAUUUGUGAGAAAUAGUGCAUAAAAAGAAGAGAAAUAGAGAUGAUUAUAUUUACAGAUAAUCAUAUUUUUCCAAGAGAACACGGUAUAUUUUUGGUAUUUUCUUGUAACUUUUUUUUUCAUAAAUAAUUUGGUUUUAUUUUCAGAUUGAAUAUUUUGGCUGCAUUGCUCAUUGAAUUUUCAUCUUUAACAUCUUCAAUGCAAUCAUGGAUGACUGAUAGAACUCGAUUUGGUGGAGAUAUUAGACAUAUGUCGGCUGAUCCAGAAAAGUUUGAACAAGUAAGAAAUCAUAACUUUUUUUUUUAGAAAAUUGUAAUUUAUUUUGAAAUAUUUUCAGGCAAGAAUUGAGGCGAAAUCUCUUUUGGAAGAAGUUCAGAGAGAAGAAUCAAGAUUGAAAAAUAUUGGACAAUCAGUGGUUCGAAUUGAAAAAGAAAUCGAGGAAAUGUAUGAAGAUAUUCGAAAUUCUCAAUCUGGUUCAAUUCCAUCUGGUGUUGAUAUUGAAGAAGUUCAUGAAACACAAAAAAGAGUUGAAGAUGAUUAUAUUUUGUUGUUAAAACAAUGCCAAGAUUUAUUACAAUUCCAAAAUCGAGUUCAUUCAAUGAAUGAUCAACACGCGGAAGAAUCAAGGAAAGCUGAUAUUUGGCUUGGAAAAUUGUAUGAUGAAUUGGAUAAUGUUGAGAAAGCAAAGGUAAUAAAUUGAAAAUUAAGAAACAUUAUAAGUUAAUUUUAUUUAAAGAUAAGUGAUAAUGAAAGAUUGGAAAGAAUGGAAGAAUUGAAUAGAAUGGCAGCUGGAGGAUCUUCGCAACUUGAUGAAGCUGAAAUUGCAUCACAAAGAUUAUUGAAUGAAUUGGAAGGAACAACUGCAGCUGAAGAUAUUAGAAAAAGACAUUCAUUUAUUGCAAAUCAACGAAGAGAUAAGUAAGUUCAUUAUAUAUUCUGAAUAAUGAUCAAUAUUUAUUUAUGUAUAUUUUUCAGACAUCGUGAUGUUCUUGAUCGACUUCAACAAAAUAUGAAUGAUGCAGCAGCAAGAAGAGCUGAAGCUGAAGGUGUUAAAAAUGCAAUUGAAAAUAUUGGAAUAUGGAGUGAUCAAGUUGUGGAAAAAACAAAACAACCGAUUGAAUUGGCAUUGAAUGAAAUAGCUUUGAAUGAAGCAAAACGAGAUGAACAAGUUCUGAAUGGAGAAAUUGAAUCAAGACUUGCUAUUUUGAAUCAAUUGGAAGAAAAAGCUAAUGAUGUUAAUGAUUCUGAAUCUGUUAAAACUAUUCAAAAUAUUCGACAAAAAUUGCAAAGAUCAAAAUCAGAUUUGAAAGGAGUUCGAGAUAAUAUUUAUGAUGCAUUGAAUGGACUUCAUUUGAUAAACUCGAAUUCCGAAAAAACAAAUCGAGCAAUUGAUAAUCUUUCAACAAAAAUGCGAAAUGGAAGAGAAUCAAUUGAUGAUAUUGAAGAAGAUUUGAGUGGAAUAAAACAAAAUAUUCGAGAAAUUGAAGAAGUCACAAGAAAUGUUAUCAAUAUUCCAAAUGUCACUAAAACUGAACCUGUUUUGGAAAGAAAUCGAGAUUUGAGAAAAAGAGCAGAUAGUUGUGCAAAUGAAAUUGAAUCGAAAAAGAAUCGAAUGGAAGAACAACAAAAUGUUGAAACACAAUUUGAAGAUGCCAAAAAUCGAACAAAUGAAUGGAUGAAUAGAUUCGAGGAUGAUAUUAAACAAUUAGAAAAAGUAUCAAUCGAAAAAGACAAAUUGGAUGAACAAAGAAAAGAAACAUUGGCAAUGGCUGAUAGACAUUUACAUGCACAAAAACAAGUAGAUGAAUUAGAAAAUAUUGCACAGAAAUUAGAAGAUCCACAAAAAGUUAUAAAAGCAUCCAAUAUUAUUGGCGAUUUGAAUAAUCGAGUACAAAAACAAGCAGCUGAUUUGAAAUCAAGAGGAGAUCGAAUUAAUAAAAAUGAUGUGAAAUCAAGUGCUUUGAAAGAAGCUGAAGAAGAUGUUAAUAAAUGGAUUGAAAAAAGAAUGGAAACAUUGGCUGAAUUACCUAUUCCUGUUACAAAAGAUGGUGUGAAAUCACAAUUAUUGGAAUUGGAAAGAAUGGAUAAAAGUGGAAGAGGAGAACAAAGAAGAAUUGAAGAAGUUCGAUUAACAGCAAGAGAAUUAGCAAGAGAUGCAUCAAUUGAAAAAGAAGCUGAAGAUGUUAUUAAAAGAGAAAAACAAUUGGCUGAAAAUUGGGAAAAUCUUGCUGAUCAAUUUGAUUCUGCAAGAGAAAGAGCUCGAAAUACCGAGAAAUUAUUGGAUGAUUAUCAACAAAUUGACAAAUGGUUGGGUGUAAAACAAAAAAUGGUUGAUAUGAUUGGAGCACCAAAUACUGAUGCAAAUGUUGCACGAACACAAAUUGGACAAAUUAAUCUGAUGAAAGUUGAAACUGAAGGAGAAAAACAAGCAUUGGAUAAUUUGAAUACUUUGGCUAAUGAAUUAGUAAGCGGUUGUGAUGAUGGAAAUGCACAAGAAUUAAUGAACAAGGUAAGUUUUUUGUAGAAAAAAUAUUUCAAGAAUUUAUUGUUAAUUAAUUUAGAUGGAUGUUUUGAAUCGUCGUUGGCAUUCUCUUGAAAGUGGAAUCGAAGACAAAUCGAAUAAAAUUGAAGAAGCUGCAAAAUUGGGAGAUGAACUUCGACAAAUAUACAAACAACUCAAGUAUGUUCGAUAUCACAAAAAUGAACAAAUUUGUGUGUGGCUAUAGUUGAGAUUACUGUAGCCACAAAUAAUUUUUUUGCUGCCACAUAGUUAAUAAUACAAUACCCAUAAAAUUACUUUUUUUCAGAAAUGAGAUUGGAGAGCUUGAAUCAAAUGUUGAAAAAGCAUCUACAAUGUCUCCGAAUGAUGUUCGAGAACAAUUAUCGACACUUGAUAAUUUGAAAUUGCGUUUUGGUGGAGUUGAUAAGGCAUUGGAUAAACUCAAACAAAUUAUGGAUUCUGCUGAAGAUUUGGAAGUUGAUGCAACAAAUCGAGCUGAAAUAAAAGAAAAUCUUGAAGCAACUCAGAAAAAAGCAGAUGAAAUUGAACGAAAAAUUGAUAAUGUCAAAAAGGCGGCAUUGAAUGCACAAAAUCAAGGUGUUGAAUUGGAACAAAAAUUGGAUGAUCUUCUUGGAAUUGUGAAUAUGGCUGAAAAUGAACUUGGUGAAGUUGCUCCAAUUUGUGCGGAUAAAAUAAAAUUGGAUGAAGAAUUGAAAAGAUCAGAAGAGAUUUAUAAAAAGUUGAUCGAUAAUGAUGGAGAUGUUUCGUUAUUGAAGUAAGUUUUUUUUUGAAUUUGAAUCAGAUAAUGGAGGGUUUAUCAUGAAUAUUUUAGAGCAAAACUUGGUGAAGAACUCAAAAAGACACCAGAUCAAAAUUUGAAGAAGAAACUUGAUGAAUUGAAUGGAAAAUGGGGAAAAGUUGUGAAUGCAGCAAGAGACAGAAAAGAUACUGUAUCAAAAGUUGGAGAACUUGUAAAACAAUUCAAUGAUGGAGUAGAAACACUUGAACAAAGAUUGAAAGGAGAUGAAGAUGAAUUAGAAUCAUUGAUGAAUGAUAAAACAACAAGUCCAUCUGAAGUUUGUGAUGCUCUUAAAUUAGUUGAAAUGACAAUGGCAAGAAGAUUGGCUGAUGUUGAUGCAAUUAAUUCAGUUAUGAAUCGAAUUGAACAAAAUGCACCUGGAGCUGAUGCAAAUCGAUUGAGAAGAAAAGCUGAUAAAUUAGCAGAUGAUUGUAAUGGAAUAUCGAAGAAAGCAAGACAAGCUGCUGUUUCUGCACAAAGACAACAAGAUUUCCGAUUGAAAUUCGAUAGAUUAGUGGCCGAAGUUCAACAAUUUGUUGAUUCACAAAAAGAAAAAAUUGAGUCGGCAACUGAAAAUGAUCAAAUGAAUCAGGAAAGAGUUCAAUCGAGUAAGUUUAUUUUUAGUUUUUUGUUGGAAAAUGCAUCAUUUUUCAGAACUUAACGAGGUUGAAGAUUUUUGGUCAUUGAAACAUCGCGAAUUGAAAUCAGCAGGAGAGGAAAUAAAGAAGAAUGGAACAAAUGAAGAUUCGAAUGAUGCUGAAAUCAAAAUUGAAACACUUGAAUCAGCAAUUGCUUUUAUUAUCGAUUUGUUGAAACAACAAAGUUUGAGAAAUGAAGAGAAAAAAGAUGCAGCUGAUAGAAUUCAAUUGGAAACACAAAAAGCUGGACAGAAAAUCAAUUCUUUGAUUGGAGAUAUUGGAGAUUUAGAUCCAAUUGGAAGAAGUCGAGAUGAAUUGAAAAAACAAAAAGAAGAAAUUAAAGAAUUGGUUGAUGAUUUGGAUUCGGCUGAAACAAAAUUGAUUGAACUUGGUGCGGAAUGGGAUGCUUCUCUUGAUGCUGGAAUUGUUACAAAACCAGUUUAUGAAACAAAUAAAGCAACGACUGAUGAAUUGAACAAGGUUAGUCAUAUUUCUGACAUAUUUCUUCGAAAAUAUUAGAGAAUCCCGUUAUAGUAAAUAGUAAAACAUUCAUUUUACAACAAAGUUGAAUUUUCGAGUAUCUUGUUUAGUACACAAUCUAGUGUUUGACGUAAAUCAUUUUUUUUUUUGAAAAGACAUUAACAACAUUGAAUUAUGAGUGGUUUUGCAAAUAGAAAAAAGAUAUCGUAUCAGUUUUUGUUAGUAUCUUUUGAGUAGUUGACAAGUAAUUGAAUAGUUUUCUGGAUUUUCUCGUAUUAUCUGAAGUUUACGAGUUUUUGUUAGGAAUAGAAUAAUUCCAGAACAAAUAAAAAUGUCUACCUAUUUAAUAAAUAGGUAGAAAAGAAGAAGUUCGAGAGUUCGUGGAUUUUAAAAAUAUAUCAUUCAUCUGUGACCAAAGAAUGUCGAAAUAUGAUAUUCUUUUUUGUUUCUUCUUGCAAACACUUUGAAAAUUCUCACUCAUCAUCACAUAUUUUGACAACAAAGUUUUAUAAAAAGUAUUGAAAGCAGUUGUUUAAUCAAUCAGCUGUUGGGCGGAGAUUCGCGCAUUUUUAUUUUUCAAUUCUCUUAUAAUAAUCUUUUUAUUUUGUGAUGUGAACAUGUUUGAUGAUUUCAAGUAUUUUGAUGGGGCACUAAAUAGAACACCUGUUAUUUUAUUACCUAUUUUUUAUUAUGAGGUUUGAUAAUUUUGGAAUUGCUACAGUAAUCUAGAAUUAACAAAUAAAUGUAUACUAUUUUCAGCUUGCUGCUCGAGCUCGAAAACGACUUGGACAACGAGAAAAGAAACUUGAAGAUACUGAAAAUGAGAUUGAUAAGUUGCACAAAGAUGCGCAAGAAAUUGUAAAUGAGCUUGAAAUUGUUGGAAAGAAUGAGAUUUUGGCACCUGGAAGCUCACUUUUGGAUCCAAAAUCAGUUUCUGAAAAAGUCAAACUUUUGAAAGAAUCAAUGAAACCAAUCGGAGAAAAAAUGGAAAAUUUCAAUUCGGAUUGUAAAUUGAUGAUCAAAACAGCUGGACCUGAAGGAGACACAUCGGAAUUAGAUGGACUUUUGAAAAAAGUUGGAAAUUCUUGGUCGGAAGUAGUUGGAAAAGUUGGAGACAAAGAAAUGAAUGUGGAUGCAGCUGUACAACAACAAGGAAAAGUUGAAGAUGCAUAUAGAAGUUUGAUGAAUUGGUUAGAAGAAACUGAAGAAAUGUUGGAAAAUCAGAAAAAACCAUCUGCUGAUGCAAAAGUUGCGAAAGCUCAAUUACAUGCAUAUGAAGUUCUUAUGAAACAUGUUGAAGAUAAACAAACAAGUAUUGAUGGAUUCGCGAAUAUGAUUGGAAAAAUAAAUGGAAAUGAACAAGAAGAAAUUGCAUUGAAAAAUAAGAAUGAUGAAGUCAAAAAUCGAUAUUCUGAUCUUUUGGAAAAUGCACAAGAAAGACAAAGAAAAUUAUUGGAUAGUGUUGAUUUGGCUGAAAGAUUACAAGAAGUUGUUGUUCCAUUUGAAAAUUGGUUGAAUUCGGCUGAAAAACGAUUAAAUGGUUUAUCGAAAAUUCCAAUUAGUGUUGAAAAAGCUGAAAAUAUGAUAAAAGAACAAGCUGCUAUUCAAGAUGAAUUGGAAUUCAAAUGCGAUGAUUUGAAAUCCAUUCUUGAGGUUAGUUUUCUUUAAAAUUAAAAACAGGUGGUUUAAAAUAAAAAAUAUUAUUAUUUUCAGAUUGCACCACUUUUAUCAUGUUUAGUUAGUGUUGAAGAUGCGAAUAGUGUUUCUGGACAAGUUCAACAACUUGAACAUCGUGCACGAAUUCUUGAUAAUGGAGUUACUGCAAUGCGACCACUUAUUGAAGAAUUCCUUCAACAAAUUCAAGAUUUCACAUUAGAUUCCGAAGAUUUGGCACAAUGGUUGGAUGAGACUAAAAUUCGUCUUGGUGAACUUGAUGAACUUCCAAUUGCACCAGAUGAUUUAGUUGAACAAUCAAAUAUUCUUGGAGAAAUUGGAGCAUCGAUUGCUGACAGAUAUGAAACUGUAACAAGUAUUAUUGAAGUUGGAACACAAUUGGCAAUUCAAGGAGAUCCAGAAGAAGCUAUUCUAGUUCAACGAAAUAUUGAUAGCUUGAAAUUCCGAUAUUCUGAUUUGACAUCUUCAGCUGAUGAAAAGAUUGCAUUGUUGGCAAAAGCUAUUCCACUUUCUGAAAUGUAAGUUUAUAUUAAUUAAUUAUUUAAUUAUCUAACAAAAAUGUUUAACAGGUUCCAUAAUGGAUUUGAUGGUGUAAUGGAAUGGCUUGAAGUUAUUGAACAAGAUUUGCAACAAAUUGAUGAAGAAGAUGCUGAAACACAAGCUGAUCAAAUAUUUUAUUUGGAAGAAGAUAUUUCAAAAUGGAGACCAGAAGUUGAUGAAUUAACAGCAAUUUCAACUCAACUUCAAGCACUUUGUUCACCAGAAAAAGCUGAUGAAUUACUUCAAAAUACGGUUGAAAUGAAUAAAAUGGUAAAUAGUGUAGCAGAUCGAGUAUCAAGAAGAGCGGAAAGAAUUGAAAUGCAGAAAAAACAAUCGAGAGCUGUUUUAGAUGAUUUAUGUUAUUUGGUUGAUUGGUUUGUGAAUGCAAGAGAUCGAAUUGAUUCUGCUGGACAAUUAUCAUUAGAUCCUGAAUAUUUGAGAACUCAAUUAAAACAUCAAAAAUUGAUGAAUGAUGAUGUUAAUUCGAAUAAAGGAGCUUUGAAAAAUGUUUCGAAUGAAGCGAAAAAAGUUGUGAGACAAUUGGGAGCUGAAGGAACUGAAGCAAAUGCUGAAUUAUUGGAUAAAUGUGAACAAGGAAAAGAAUUGGUUGAUGAAGUAACACAACUUUGUUUGGAUCGAACUGAAACACUUGAAAAAGGAUUAGUUUUGACUGAACAACUUGCUGAUCAAUUUGAUGGUUUAAAUGAAUGGUUAGAUCAAAUGGAUGAAGAAUUACAAAAUGCAUCAAAUGUAACAACUGCAACACCAGCAAAUGAAUUAAGACAAAUGCAUGAUCAUAAUAGUGAAUUGGCACAACAAAUGAUCGCUUAUCGACCAAUUAUUGAUGGAUUGAAAGAAAAUGUAAAAUCACUUCAAGAAAUAUGUGGAGAAAGAGAAGCUGAAUCACUUGGAGAAAUAAGUAAUGAUGUAAUUGGAAGAUAUGAAGAAAUGAAAGAAAUAAUUCGUGGAAGAGGACAAGCAAUUGAUAAUACAAUGAAUGCAACUAUUGGAUUUGGAGAAAGAUUGGAAACAUUGGUUGCUAAUUUACAAGGAGCUGCUGAUCGAUUGAAAGAAAAUGAAGGAAUAUCUGCUGAUCCAAGUGUUUUGGAAAGUCGAUUGGCUGAAAAUAUUGCAAUUCGAGAAAGUCUUCGAGAUAAACAAAAUGCAUAUGAUGCAUUGAAACAAACUGCAAACGAAUUAUUGGCAAAUAUUCCAAAUGGUGAUGCAUCUGGUGGAGAAGUUGAGAAUAAAUUGGAAAGAUUGGAUAAAUUAUGGAGAGAAAUUGAAAAAGAAGCAGAAGAUCAAGGUGGAUUAUUGGAAGAUGUUCUUGGAAAAUCCAAAAAAUUCUGGAAUGAAUUGGAUGCUUGUCAAAAAGCCGUGAGUUAUUUUUUGACUGAAAUUUAAUUCCUAAGUAGAAUAUCCAAAAUUUUUCCCAAUCUUCUUUUCCGAAUUUAAUAUUUCCUAGUCAUUUUCUUUUUAAAAAUUUCACUAGUUUUGAGAAUGAAAUUCAAAAAAAAUUUAAUUCAGAAAUUUCCAAGAUUUAAAAAAAAGGAGAAAAAAAAAAGAAAUUUUUGAAAAUUUAAAAAAUACAAGAAAAUGAAAUUUUAAUGAAUUUUUUGGAAUCUAUUUUCGUUAAAAAAUCCCAAAAUCCAAAGUUAGACCUAAUAAAUAAUUCUGGGUCGUUUAAAGCAAGUUGUUUUAUUCAUUCAUGCUCUAAUGAUUUUUCAUUGUUCUAUACUUUUUUUCUUUUAAAAAACUCUUAUUUUUCAAAUUUUAGGUUGAUGAUCUUCGUACUCGUCUUGAACUUAUUGAACCGGCCACCGGAUCUCCUGAACAAUUGGCUGAUCAACAAGAUUUGAUGACACAAGUUGCACAUGAAAUGGAAAGAACAAAACCAAGAAUUGAUUCAUUAUCGCAUUCUGGAAAUGCUUUAUCAAACUAUGUUUCACCUGAAGAAAAGUCUGUAAUUGAAGCACAAGUUGAUAAUGUUCAAGGAGGCUUCUCAACUAUUACUGCUUUGUUUGCUGAAAAGAAACGGUAUGUUUAAUUUAAUUCAAUUGGAAUUAUUUUUUAUUGUUUAUUUUACAGUGAUUUGAUUGCUGCAAUUGAAGAAGCAAUGAUGUUCCACGAAGAUUUGAAAGCACUUCUCGGUUGGCUCGAAAAAGCUGAAAAUUAUGUUGCAAAUAUGACAUCAGUUGAAUCAGCAAAACAAAUGAAUGAAAUAGCUGAAUUACUCGAUCAAUUACACAAAUUCAAAGAUGAAGUUGAUGAAAAAGGAAUAAGUAAAGAACAACUUGUUUCAACUGCAAAUCAACUUGUUAUUGAUUCUCCUCCACAUUUGGCUGCAAAUGUUAAACAACCAAUAAAUGAAUUAAAUGGAAGAUGGACAAGAUUAUAUGCUAUUUUGGCUGAAAGAGAACAUAAAUUGGAAAGUUCGAUGUUACAAAUGGGUAAAUUAACAGAUGCAAUUGAUCAAUUAACAGCUUGGAUGGAUAAAACACGUGGCACUUUGGUUGAAAUAUCACCACCAAAAAAUGGUAUCAAUUUGAGAGAUGUUGAAAUUGCUCAAUGUAAAUUAGUUGUUAUAAGUAAUGAUAUUCAUGCACAUCAAAAUAGUGUUGAUGCUUUGAAUCAAUAUAAAAAUAAAAAAGGAAUUGAUCGAGAAACAAUUGGAAGAUUAAAUGAAAUGAAUUUGAAAUGGGAAGAACUUCAGAAAUUGUUGGCUAUUUUAUCAUCACAAAUUGAGAAAUCAAAGAGAGAAGCUGAAAAUGUUGGAGGAGAAGUUGAGAAAUGGCAAGCAUGGUUGGAUGAAAUUGAAGCACAAUUAUUAUCAACAAAACCAACAGGAGGAUUACCUGAAACUGCUGAACAACAACUUGAUGAAUUCCGAAUUUUGAAAGCUGAUGUUGAACAAAAUAGUGGAGAUAUUCAAAGACAAUUAGAUGCACUUUCUUCAAAUGAAAAAGAUGAUUGGAUGGAUAAAACAUAUAAUGGAAUGAAAAUAAAAUGGGCGAAAAUUGGAGAAUUAUUAGUGGAUCGAGAAAAGAAAUUAGAAUUGGCAUAUGAACAAGCUGUACAAUUGGAAAAUUCAUUGAAUGAUAUGGAACAAUGGAUUGUUGGUAGGUUUUUGACAUUUUCACUGAAAAUUACGGAAUUUUUUUUUUGGUUGAUUAACCCCAUAAAAAGAAUACUGUGGCAAUUAAAACAAAUCUUUUCGGUGUAUGAAAAAAAUAAUUAUUUACAGAUUCUGAAAGAAAAUUGUCUGAUCUUCCACCAAUCAGCCGACUUCCUGAAACUGUUGAUAAACAAUUAUCGGAUCAUGAAACAUGGAUGGAUGAAGUUGCAUUAAGAAAACAACAAAUGGGACAACAUCAAGCAACUGGUGUUCGAAUGCAAUAUUAUUGCGAGAAAAAAGAUGCUAUACCAAUUAAAAAUCGGCUUGUUUCAUUGAAACAUCGAUGCGAAAAAAUAUCAACUCGAACUGCUGAAAGAGCAAAACAAUUAAUUGGUGCAAAAGAUGAAGUUGGUGCUUGGCAAGAUGGAAUUCAUGAAUUGGAUGGAUUUAUAAUUGAUAUUUUGGAGAGAAUUGGAGCAAAUGAGCCAAUGACAAGUAGUUUGGAGAAAUUGAAAGUGAAAUUGGAAGAAGUUAAAGAAGCACAAAAAGAUGUUAGUGGAAAACAGGCAUUGUUUGAUUUGACAAGAAAACGAGGAAAUGUAUUGGCUGAACAUGCAACAAGAAAUGAAUAUAAAAUAAUUGCAAGUCAAAAUGAGAAAAUUGGAAAAAGAUGGAAUGAAAUGAUGAAAAAGUUGAGAGAUCGAUUGAGAGAAGUUGAACAAGGAGUUUUGGAAGGAGGUGCAUUUGAAGAAUCGAUGAAUGAUUUAGAAGGAUGGGUUGAUGGAGAAUUGAAUAGAUAUUUGAAACAAGAAGAACAACCUGUUUAUGGAGAUAUUGAUAAUGUUCGAAUUUUGAUGGAUGAUGAAAAACGAAGAGGACAAGAAAGAAAAAAUAAGGAAAAUGGUAUUAAAAUGAUUGUGAAAAAAGCGGAUGGUUUAUUAGCAAAUGGAGCUGAAGAAAGUGAAACAAUAAAAGAAGCAAAAGAUCGAUUAGUUGAUAAAUGGGAUAAAAUUGAAGAAUUGGCUAGAAAACGAGGAGAUUCUAUUAAAGAUGCUGGAAAAGAAGCGGAAGAUUUUGAUGCAAAAACACAUGCAUUAUUAGAUUGGUUGGCUGUUGAAGAACAAAAAUUGAAGGUAUGUAUUUUGUUUUUUCAAUUUUUCAAAGCAUUCUGUUUAUUUUUUUUUCAGGCUCCUGUUACAAAUGUCAAAAAAGCGAUUGCUGACGUGGAAAAUAUUAAAUCUGAAAUGAAAGAUGCUAAACCGAACUAUGAAUCUUGUAUCCAAAAAGGUGCUGCAAUUCUCGAAAAAUGUCAACCAGCUGCCGAACAAACUCUCAAAAAUUGGAUUCGUGUUGUUGAAGCUCGAUGGAAAGAAGUCAAUGAAAAAGUUGAUGAAAAAGAAUUUGGACUUUUGGAAGAUGAACAAAAAGAAAAAGAAAAGGACGAAUUGAUUGCGAUGCUUGCUAAAUUUGCUGCUUUGAAACGUGAACAAUUGAAUCGAAUGAUUGAUCAACCAUUGGCACAGGAUCUUGAUACCAUUGACAAACAGCUCAAAGAAAUGUCGGAUUUAGAUUUUGAAUUACGUGAAAAACAAGGUGAUAUUGACAGUGCUUGUAAAACUGGAAAGAAAGGUGGACCGAAAAAUGUGGCAGCUGAUAUGCUUUCGAAUGAAUGGAAAAAAAUAUGGUUGGAUGCAAUGGGAUUGCAAUCAACACUUGAUGCACAAAAAGAAUUACUUGAAGAAAUGAAAAGAUUGGAAGGUUGGAAAUGGGAAGAUUGGAAAGAAAGAUAUGUGGAAUGGAAUGAUCAUGCUAAAGUUGGUUUUUUUUUUUAAUUUUUAGAAUUAAUAUUCGAAAUUCUCCUUUCACGUUUCCCUGUCUAUACAUGUUAAUUUUAUUACAGGCUCGUGUUUCUGAUUUAUUCCGUCGAAUCGAUCGACUUCAUACUGGAAAUGUUCCAAGACAAGUGUUUAUUGAUGGUAUUAUUGGAUCAAGUGAGUUUAUUUUUUCCUAAUUUUUCAAAGAAAUUUCAUCUAUGAAUGAGUACUGUAGACGUAAUUCCAAAUUCGACAAUCACAUAUUCUCGUAAGUCUGAAUGUUGUUAGUGAAACCUGCAAUGAGUUGAUCGAAAUAUAUAUUAGUUACGGAAUGUUUUGUUGUUUUUUAUUGUUAAUUAUUUAUAUACAUAUUUUAUAUAUUGUAUAGUUCCAUUAAGCACGCCUUCUUUCUAUCUGCUCUCAUUUUCUAUUUCCUAAUUUCAGUGAUUCCAGCAAUUAAUCAGUUGGACAUAAACAUUAAAAUAUUGUUUUCAGAAUUCCCAACAUCUCGAUUAGAAAUGGAAAAAGUUGCUGAUUUGUUCGAUAAAGGAGAUGGAAUGAUUAAUUCAAAAGAAUUUAUAAAUGCGUUGCGAUUUGAUUCAAGCAAUGUGAGUUUUUUUUUAAUUAGAAAUAAUACGAAAAAUAAUAUUUUCAGAGAAAUGCCAAACCACAAACCGACACUGAAAAAAUCACCCAUGAAAUCGAAAGACAGAAAAAGACUUGUAGUUGUUGCCAACCAUAUCAAAUUGAGAAAAUAUCUGAUAAUCAUUAUAGAGUGAGUAAAAUAUUUUUAGGGCGGUUUCUAGGUCCAAGCAAGUUUGGGUCUCGUUUAUUCCUUGUCCUGUGCUAAUUUCUAAGAUUUCAUAAUUAUUUUCAAAAUCCCGUGAUAUCCUUUUAAUUCAAAUCUUACCUUUGUUUCUGGGAUUACAGUAGCAAAAUGAAGAUAGUUCCUUUUUCUUUUAUUUCAAAAUAAUCGGAUUAUUCUCGAGAUUUUCACUAAUACCGGAUUUUGAAUGAAAUACCCUUUUAGAGAAUAUUCAGAAACAAUAUUUUUCAGUUUGGUGAUACACAUAUCAAGAGAAUGGUUCGAAUUCUUCGAUCAACAGUUAUGGUUCGAGUUGGCGGUGGUUGGGAAUCUUUGGAUGAAUUCCUUCAUAAACAUGAUCCAUGUCGUGCAAAAGGUCGACUUAAUAUAAAUAUGUUCCCUGAAUCAAAACCAAAUAAUGCACUUGAUUCAAUGAGAGCAUUCACCAAAAAUCGACAUGCAAAAGAUAUUCCUUCUGGUUCAACACCAGGUCCAAUUAUGAAAAUUCGAGAAAAAACAGAUCGAAGUGUACCAAUGAGUGGAGGAUUGGGUGGAACUGCUGGAUAUACACCAAUUAAUACAACUGGCUCAAGAAUUCCAAGAGCACCAAGUGAUUUGAGUGCGGGAAGAUUGAGUGCUGCAAAUUCGAGAGGUUCUUUAGCUGAUCAAUCAAGACCAUCUUCAAGAGCUUCUUCAGAUGAUGGAAAACAAUCAAGAAUUCCAUCAUUGAGAAUGAAAAAAGGACAGAGGUAAUAUUUUAUAUUCAAAAAAAAAAGUUAGGAAUAUUCUCAAUAUAUAUUUCAUUUCAGAUAUAAUCCACCAUCAACACCAAAGUGA
This is a messenger RNA of Caenorhabditis angaria, 14439 nucleotides long. Lineage: Eukaryota; Metazoa; Nematoda; Chromadorea; Rhabditida; Rhabditidae. The record is from the annotation of a GenBank genome assembly.